Molecule: messenger RNA, 1167 nt
Organism: Daktulosphaira vitifoliae (grape phylloxera)
Lineage: Eukaryota; Metazoa; Arthropoda; Insecta; Hemiptera; Phylloxeridae
Exons: 4
Coding region: 1-1167 (388 amino acids)
Source: RefSeq, a predicted model, not a curated record
AUGACAAUUUCUACAUGGAGAGACUUUACCAUUGUUAACUCUUGCGAUAGAAAACUUCGUGAAACCAAUCCUCGUAAUUGCAAUGCUCCUUGUUACCACAAGAUAUGUAAACAGCCAACAAUUAAUCGAGAUUGUUUGAUCCGAUUUGAACACCAACAAUUGUUAUCCAUCCCAAAAGGAUACAUUUAUGUGGGUGAUCGCAAAAACGAAUCUGACUUCAGAAAAUGUUCGGAGGAAAAAAAUAAAAAAAUUGUUGAUAAAAACGUAUACAGCCAAAUUACCGAUUUAUUAUCUGUCAAGUCUAAAUUUCAAAAUAAAGCCAGUGAACUUGAUAUUCUCUGUCUUAUUUUCAAAAACCUUAAACCAGAAUGUGAAUCUUCAACGUGGAAACAACGAUUUACUAUUACAUUGACGUACACAUUAAUGAAAAUUAUCACAAAAGAUAUUAGUAGCUAUCAAACAUUAAGAAGUAAACAUAUUUCAACAUUAACAUUAAAAAGAUUAAACAGGAUUACAGGAGAGCAGACUUCGAUAACUUCUCCUAAGAAUAAACUACAGCAUGUACAAGUUUACUUAGCAAACGCAUUAACCCCUUGGCUAGAAAAACCAAUCAAUCAAAUUUGCUCAGAUGUCAAAGAAAAAAAACAGUUUGAUGAUCAAAACAAAAAAAGUAAAGCUAAAUUUCAAGUUCUCACUAAAAGAAAUUUGUAUUAUUCAAAAAAAGGUAAAAAUAUAGUUAACACGUCAGAGCGUCUAAUUCAUAAUGGCUUAUUAAAAGUGUCUAAAAAAGAAAACUUCAAAAAACUUAUUGGAGAAUUAAAUGAUAAGAAUUUGAAUAAGGUUGAUAAUAAAAAUCUUAUGACUGUAGAAAUUGAUGGCGAAGAGAUAAAUACAAACAAAAUAGGCGAAAAUGGUGAAAAAAAUCUUACGGCUAAAGAAAAUAAAAUGAAUGACUUAAGUGUAAAUAAUCCCGAUAUGUUUGGUGGAAUAAAUUCAAAAGAAACUCAUGGUGAAGAGAUAAUUAAUAACAAACCUGAUAUACAUAGUACGAAGUCUAACAAUAAGAAAAAUGUUCAAAAAGAAUCAAAUAUUCUUACAUUAAAUAGAUUAGGCGAAACAGAAUAUUUUAACAAAUAUGAUUUAUGUAGUAACAUGUCACCAAUAUGA